GGUCGCACGGCGGUGAGACGAGGAACCGCGAAGUUGCUGCCCUGAGGGUUUUGACAAGAUGGCGGCCGCGGGGCCGCCGCUGACAUGGGAUAUUCCACCAAAAAAUGGCCAAGAAGUAUUUUUCUCCCAUGAACUUUAUGAAAAAUAUUCCUUGUCUCUGAGCCUCUCUGAACUCUGGCACUUAUCAAACAGAGAGGCAAAGAAAAAUGUGGAGGCAUUGGCAAACUCUUCAGAUAACAGACAGGCUUGUAGCAUGCAGGCUGCAGAGUCACUUGAGGGGGAGGCUAAAAGCUCAGCUGAUGAGCAUCCUCUCCCAGAUCCCAGACUCCCCUAUCCAUUUACCUCUUGUUUGACUGAGAAGGAGCAGAAGAUGUACUUGUAUCUGAUGACUAAGUUCUCAAAAAUAAGAAACCAUUUCCAAGUUAAUGAAGCAAGCCAAAGGGAAUUUUUCACAUAUAUGCAAAUGAAAGAAGUAGUAAACAAUGAAAUUGCAGAAUUUAUGAAAUUUGCCCAAAACGCUGCAAAGAGCUGCGCCCAAGAUUAUGAUGCCAUCUCUGAAGAUGCCCUGCGUUACACUGAGGAAUUGCUACAUGCAUGUAUUGGACAUGUGCAGAAGUAUCCAGAGUUUUACACCCUGCAGGAGAUCAUGAGUAUCAUGGGAGGAAAGUUUCAUACACAGCUGACCUUUAGGCUGGAAAAAAGUCUUCUUGCAAUGGGUACAGCAAGACGUGGUAAAACAGAUUUCUCUUCCAUGCCUGUUCAGCUGCCCACUGAUUAUAGCACUGUUACAUCUGUUAUAACCCCAGAAAAAAAGGCUCAUGUUAUGCAUAAUGAUAUUAGUUCAGAUUCAAAUGCAGAAAAACUUGCUUUGAAAUAUUGUCCUCAAGUUGUUUUAAGUAAUCAGUCAUUAUUUACUUUACUGAAUAAUCAUGGACUGAACUACAAGGAACAGUGGGAAAUUCCAGUUUGUGUUAAAAUGAUCACUGUUGCAGGUAACAAACCAGCUAAAGUGGUUUAUGUUGAUCCACCUCUACUGAGAAAAGAAAUGACAGUACGAGAGAGGAAUCAAAUGUUCCAUGAAGUUCCAAUGGAUUUCCUAGCAACUAAAACAUCUUAUGUUCCAAUUUCUGAUGUAUCAAUGGACAAACCAACUGAGGACAACAUGUUUCAGUGGGAUGUGUGUUCUGACACCUACCAGUGCAGGACAGUUCCUCCUCCAGAUGACACAGGGAUGGACUUCGAUGAUGAUGUUACAGAGCUUGAAACUUUUGGAGCAGCGACCAAGCUCUCAAGAGCUUGUAAAAUGGAAACUACCUUUCCUGCAGCUACUAACACUGCUAAAAUUUUAUCUCAUGGCCUAAAAACGGAGGGGAAGAAUUCAUCUGCCAUAAGCAGAGGAGAUGAAGAAGAGAAAAACACCCUUUCUGAGCAAGAAGGUUCAGCAUGUGCCAGCAUGCAGCUUCCAUCAUUAGAUGGCAUUCCACGCUUCAACCCUCAGGAACAUUCUCCAUGUAAAAGCUUUCAGUCAGUAGAGGUAGGACUGAACAAAGCACUGGAUGUCGUUUCUAAGGAAGUAUUGGACAAUGAAACAAAAUUAAAUCCUUUGUCUGUUGCAGUGAGUUCUGAGAAAGAGCCUGAUGCUGCACAGAAAAAAGAGACUUACACUUCUUUAUGUGAUAGUGACACGGAUGAAGAGCGCUUGGUGAUUGAUUCAGAAUGUGAAACCACGGCUUCUUGUGAACCAGCUGUACCAACUGCUGUUUCUUCUACCUCAGCAGAGACUGCCAGAGCUCCUUGCCCCAUCCAGAGUCCUUUAGCAAGCAUCACUGACUGCUCAAAUACUAUGGAUCCGGGGAAAAAAGCCUCCAAGAAACCUCCAAGAAAGUUAUCCAAAGAAUUGGAUCCUGUCGGGCAAAUUUUGAAAAUGCAAACUGAACUUCUCAAGUCCCCUUCCCAAAAAGCUCAUGAGCCAGUGAUGAGCUGUGAUAAUUCUAAUGCUGUGCCAGCCCAGCUGCCUCAGUCUCCAAAAACAUUGGUGACCUCCAGCACAGAAACUGUGCCAGCCCCAGCCUCCAAUCCCCCUGGCUCCUCUAGAAAUACCUGGACGUGGCUUUUCAAGGGAGUGCCAAAGACAAAGCUGCCAAGUGAACUUCAGCUGCUUGAGGAAGACCCUUCAGAGUAUCAAGCACCUGAGGAAGGCAAUGUUGUGUACAAGCUCUUCAGUUUGAAUGAUCUGUUGUUACUCGUGCGUUGCAGUGUGCAGAAAGUCAAGUCACUGACACAAUACCAGAAAAAGAAAAAAGCCCAAAAGCCAACUCCCAUAUUCCUGUUGCCAAAAGUAGAGUACCAAGCCUACUACGGUGUUGAAGCUCUUACAGAAAGUGAAGUGUGCCAGCUGUGGACACAGAGUAUGCUGCAUUCUAAAUGCUUAUUUUAUAUUGGACAUAUUGAUGCUUUUACAUCAAAGCUUAUUAUGCUAGAAAAGAUUUCUCCAGCAACUUUAAGAGAAAAACUUGGAUUGAUUAAACCUGCAAAUUCAUUAAAUAUACUUCAUCAUGUUUUGAAGAAGGUGUCUGAUUUGGAGGAGGGCUCUUAUUUAUUGACUCACGCUGCAGGAGAUUCAUCUGUUGCAAUUUACAAGAGUUCUCUUGACAAGAGCACGAGAUCAUCCUAUAACUUGCACAAAGCUCACUGUGAUCUGCCUGCUGUACCUGCCACUCUCUCAGUCCCAUGGGUUCCCCUGGAUCCCAGCCUCCCUUUGCCCUACCACAUAAUUCAUGGAAGAGUUCCGUGCACCUUUCCACCUGCACCCCGGGAAGGGUGGAAACAGAAGAUGGCUGGGGUGAAAGGACAGUCGGACACACCCCAUGAGGGAAGGCCAGUAGCUAUGGAAACAAAAGGCAAGCCAGCUAAGCCUGUUAGAAAUGAAGGUGUGGCUCCAAAGAAGCUGAGGAAGAAUUUCUGCAAGCAAAGUAAAGUGAAGAAAAAGUGGAAAACUAAAUUCAACAAAAUGCAACUGAAGUAGGAAUAAGCCUGAAGAAGAACAAGAGGACACAAAAAAUCUGAGGUUUCCUGCAGCUUCAGAGGAGCCAGAGCAAGCUGGCAGGGGAAAUGGCUCCAGUAGCUGAAGCAUUCUCUAAACCUUUAACCCUUUGGUACCUCAGGGAACAUGUUUCAAGUGAAAAUCUCAAAAUCAGAGGAAAAAAGCAUGUGGCUGCAGCCACUUGGCUGGUUAUGGGGAGCAGAGUAUCUUCUGGUGGUCUGGUGAUUUUUAUAGAAAAGCUGCAUCUUGAACAGUGAAGCAGUGGCUGACAACAACCUCUAACACCAUGUAAUGAGAAAAAUAGCUUUUCAGCUUUCCCAGUUCUUCCAGAUUCACUACAGAUUUUUGUUCUCACAUAUUUUAAAGAUAUAUUUUACUUCAUGCAUUGUGUAUAGGAGGAACAACUUGGAUUUAAUUACCUAGCUUUUUUGACAUAUGGUGUCUACUGACUUUUAAAUAACUCACAAAAAUACAUUUUUAGAAUGGUGUAACAAAUGAAGGACAAAAGCUGUGUUUAUUUGAAUAGUAAGGGCCAUAAAUUUGCAUUGGAAAACUUAAAAGUACAGCUAAAGAAGUGAAACAAUAACAGGAGAGCUACAUUUUUGCAUGUUUAAACUGCUGUCACAAAAAGCAGAGGUCUUAAAGGUGUUCUUCCAAGUCUUUUGUUUGGACUGAGGAAGUUACCAAGUACACACAUCUGAUCAAGCAUUCUUCUGCUCACUGGGACUUGACAGGACGUGUUUUAAUGUCAUGAGGGUAAAAAUAAAAAAAAAAUUGUUUACUGGAGUAUACCUGCUAAAAAAUCCUGAAGGUAGGGAUUUUUUUUAAAUCAGGCUUCAAUAAUGAAUGUAUAUUAAAAACUUCUUUGUGAAAUACAAAACAUUUUCUGAUGUGGCUUUUUUUCCAAUUGUUAGAUGUAUUUAUUCAGUUAUUCAGUUUAUUUGUUUUUUGGACCACUGCUUGUUUUAUCUGCAGUAUUAAGCCAUUGAUAAGCUGAACUUGUGUUUGCAAUUUACAAAUAGUUCUGAUUCAAAAUUCUAAAUGCCCUUAGAGACUUCUCAUAAUAGGAAUACUUUAGCUGUGAGUCAUUUUUCCCAGAUAACUGACUCUGGGGGAUUCAAGGCACUUUUCAGUUUGUAUAUAUAAAACUUUUUGCCAGACUUGUAUGGAAUUUGGUUUCCCAAUGCAGUUUCAUGAGAUAGAAAUGUAUGGUCUGUUUGUUCUUCUGUCUCCAUGCCUCUUACCUUACACUGGUAUAUUACUAAUUAUACUGUACUAAUUGUAGAACUGCAAUGGAGCAGCCUGUGCUGCUGCUUGGCAUUGUUGUAUUGUGGGUGCAGGGCUUCAUCUCUGCUAAGGCUCCUGCAAUCCUUGUUGGCCUGGUCGUGCAGGCUGUCCAGGUCUCUGUGGAGAGUGGCUUAUCUGUCCCCUCUACCUCCCUCUUCUGCCUAUUUGGUGUCAUCUGCAAACUCAAGGAAAAUUGAUUUGGUCACAUUAUCCAGCUGACACAAAAAUACUGAGUAGUGCCAGACCCCAAGAAGCUCUGUCCAUGAACAGCUCUCCUGGUUCAGCUUUGAGCUACAAACCACCAGAAAUGGAGGAAGGUCUCUGAGAAGAAGUGUUCCUUGCUCUGUGAGAUCACUGAUGGAUAUCUGGUUCUCCCCAUUCACUGGUGUUCAUUAGAAGAUGAAAUCGGUGGCUUUGUAUUGUGUUCAGACAGUUUGAAGUUUUGGAGGACUGGAGAUGUGGUGACCUAGCAUUUGAGGUGAUUGGGUGGCCUGUAUGCAAAACCAUGGAACUUUAUCAGCUCUUUGUUACUGUGAGUAGGUUAUUGGCUGUGAAAUCUGACUUUUCCUUAUUUCUGUAGAUGUCAUUUGCACUAUGCUUCCAUUCUAAUAUUUGACUGGCUAAAUCUCUUCACCUUUUCUGUCUGGCUGCAAACACUUUCAGGAAUACAAUAGAAGCUGUCUAUGUAAAAUAUAUCAGGAAAGAUUUGCUGCAUUUUUUCUCUUCUAAUGUAGUCUAGCAGCUGGAAGCAUAGAGAACUGGGACCAAGUGACCAGUCAUCCAUUCUGGUGCUGGAAGGUGGGAAAUGCCAGCAGCAAGGGACUCUGCCCACCUCCAUGCUGUGAAGUUCAGUAGCAGUUAUUGAGCCAUUUGAAGAGGUAUUUCUUUUGCCUCUGAUUUGUUUGCCCUGUGUUUUAAAUAGCAGCGUGUUACCAAAAGAAUAUAGAAGUCUGGUCAGGUGUAGUCUUUCAAAAUGCUUAGUACUGACCUGCAUUUAAGCUUGCUUCUAGUUCUGCUGGUAGAAGUUGCACCAUUUUCAGUCUCUCCCCUGCUGAAGUCUGCAUAUCUUUCUCAGAUGCUUCUCUGAGAACUUAUAUAACUAAGCUCUUUCUUAAUGAAAUUUGUCCUUUCCUAUAGUGUGGGUAUAGUCCUUCCCAGAAACACUGUCAUUGCUUGGUAUGUUAAAUUUCUCUGUCCUAAAAAUAUAUUCACCUAUUUUUUUUUUUUAGUUGCUCUUAAAAUAUAUUUUUCUACAGAGAUUCUUAAACUUUAUUUGCAAGUUCAAAUUCUAUUCCCGUAUAUCCAAAUCAUUGCACUAAAAUGUUUUCAAAAAUAUAUUGCUGUAUUAUACAUCUCAAAUGAAAUUUCCUUCUCAAUGCCAGAAAAUCCCUUUGAUGGCCAGGUGACAGUCUGUUUAAGCAUAAAGCAUUUGAAUUAUGCCCUGCUUAGCCAUUCUGAGCCUUAUGAAGGUCUGUAGCUAAAUCUCAGGCUGCUCUUACUCAUGGCAGUGUCUAUAGGGUGAGCUAAUCCCCAUCUUGCUGUAGGACUGAGGAGAUACUGUGAUAUACCUUGCUGAGGGAUUUUUUGUUGGUUUUAUUGAAUAAAAUAUACUGCCAAUUUUUAAAUUGUGGAAUAAUUUAGUGUAAUGAUUAUUAAAUAGUAGCACUCCUAGUGCAGCCUUCAGGGCAUUUCUCAGUCUUGAUGCUUCUGCUUAACAGUGAGUGAAAAAAAAGGCCUGAAAGCCCCAUUCUUCCCCAAGACAGCAUGGCAGCUUUGUCUGACAUGUAACAGUAGAGGUAGUAGAGAAAACAGUCUUGUUAUUGUUUGUGAUUAAAAUGUUUCAAUAAAUAUUAGAAGAACAGUGUCACUUUAAAAUCAGUAUUAAUAAAACAUAAGGUAGCUGUAACUGUGGGGAAGAGAGGGGCUGUUACAGACCCUAGUGACAUCUUUGAUUCUUGAAAUGAAAUACAGCAGCCACAUCCUUCUGAGUAUUCACAGCAUGUUUUUACAAGUGUGCAUUUCCUAUUUUUGAUAGCCCUAAUAGAGGAAAAGUAUUUCUUUAUUUUUUGAAAUGGGCAAUAUCCUUGUUGAGAGGAGCCAGAAGGAAAAGGAUCCUGGUGUUGACCAAAGCUAUAAAAUCUAA
Messenger RNA from Vidua chalybeata, 6473 nucleotides. RefSeq names its product interactor of little elongation complex ELL subunit 2 (gene ICE2). Bases 59 to 3025 code for a protein of 988 amino acids. Gene Ontology annotation, cellular component: transcription elongation factor complex. The transcript has 15 exons. The record is from RefSeq and is a predicted model, not a curated record. NCBI's taxonomy places the organism in Eukaryota, Metazoa, Chordata, Aves, Passeriformes, Viduidae. Gene Ontology annotation, biological process: snRNA transcription by RNA polymerase III; positive regulation of transcription by RNA polymerase III; snRNA transcription by RNA polymerase II.